This is a messenger RNA of Oikopleura dioica, 486 nucleotides long. The record is from the annotation of a GenBank genome assembly. Lineage: Eukaryota; Metazoa; Chordata; Appendicularia; Copelata; Oikopleuridae.
AUGCCCAAGAAUAAAGGAAAGGGAGGAAAGAACCGUCGUCGAGGAAAGAACGAGAAUGAGGGAGCCAAGCGAGAGCUUAUUUUGAAAGAGGAAGGACAGGAAUAUGCCCAGGUGUUGAAAAUGUUGGGAAACGGGCGACUGGAGGCAAUGUGCUUUGACGGAACAAAGCGACUUGCGCACAUUCGGGGCAAGCUCAGAAAGCGACAAUGGAUCAACACUUCUGAUAUCAUUCUGGUGGGUCUCCGAGAUUACCAAGACGCAAAGGCUGAUGUGAUCAUGAAGUACAACUCUGAUGAAGCUCGACGACUCAAGAACAUGGGCCACCUUCCUGAGUCCGUUAAUGUUGUCGACGGAAACGAGGUUGAAGACGACAUCUUCUUCGACAACGAGUCGGACGAGGACUCUGGAGAUGAAAUUGCCCCACAGCCCUACCAGCCCGUUAUCAGCAGUGAAAGCGAGAGCGAUGACAGUGAUGAAAGUGACUAA